Drosophila ficusphila is the source of this 3808-nucleotide messenger RNA. It is a transcript of the gene l(2)gl, whose product is annotated as lethal(2) giant larvae protein. Gene Ontology annotation, cellular component: plasma membrane; cytoplasm; cortical actin cytoskeleton. The record is from RefSeq and is a predicted model, not a curated record. Gene Ontology annotation, biological process: regulation of protein secretion; establishment of spindle orientation; regulation of Notch signaling pathway. NCBI's taxonomy places the organism in Eukaryota, Metazoa, Arthropoda, Insecta, Diptera, Drosophilidae. Gene Ontology annotation, molecular function: myosin II binding; GTPase activator activity; syntaxin binding. The coding region runs from base 250 to 3744 and encodes 1164 amino acids. The transcript is spliced from 9 exons.
CUCUAGCCAGCUUCAAGUGAUCGCCGACUUUGUGUUGAAAAUGACGCCGCGCGUCCCAUUUUCUGUUAAAGAAAUAGUUCGAGUCGAUUAAAAUAAGUGCUAGGUACAUAGCUUCGCAUGCUCGUUAUAAAAUCGACAUAUUUCGUUAUCAGUGUUUGCUCUACUUGUUAAGUUAUUGAGCAUAAAUUUAAGCAAGGACGCUUUGAAGACUUACCACUCGACGGUCAACUUUUUUUGAAAGUUAAAAAUAUGUUAAAAUUUAUCCGAGGAAAGGGUCAGCAGCCCAGCGCAGAAAGGCAACGCCUACAGAAAGACCUUUUUGCUUAUCGUAAGACCGUGCAGCAUGGAUUUCCACACAAACCAUCGGCGUUUGCGUAUGAUCCUAUCUCCAAACUCAUGGCAAUUGGCACGCAAACAGGAGCCAUGAAAGUUUUGGGUCAGCCCGGAGUCGAAUUGUACGGACAGCAUACUUUGGUGAACAAUUCUGCAACGGAGCUUAAUGUUCAAUUGCUCGAAUGGGUUUAUGGAACUGGUCGCAUACUUUCUUUGACAGCGGCCAACCAACUUAUACUGUGGGAGCCAGUUGGAACGACAUUGCUUCCGAUUAAAACACUUCCGUUCGACGGCAAGCUUAAGAAAGUUUCAUCCCUGUGCUGUUCUGUAAAUAAGGAUUUACUAUGGAUUGGAACGGAAGGUGGCAACAUCUAUCAACUUGAUUUAAACACAUUUACAAUAAAAGACCAUGUAAUUUACCAUGAUGUGGUAUUAGAGCAGGUCCCACCAGCUUACAAGCUUAAUCCAGGCGCAAUUGAAUCGAUUCGUCAGCUUCCAAACUCCCAUAACAAGCUGCUUAUAGCUUACAACCGAGGUUUGUGUGUUUUGUGGGAUUUAGAAACUUCCUCCGUGGAACGAGCAUAUAUAGCACCAGGCCAUGGGCAAAGCGUUGGCCUCUCAGUGGAUUUCAGGGGAUCUGAAUUCAGUUGGUACCAUGCUGAUGGUUCAUACGCUACUUGGAGCAUAAGCAGCGCGGAACCACCAAAAAACGUUAACUACGUUCCUUACGGCCCUGACCCGUGCAAAAGCAUAAAUCGACUGUAUAAAGGAAAACGAGGAUCGACCGACGUUAUUGUUUUUUCCGGCGGCAUGCCACGUUCAGCUUAUGGUGACCACAAUUGUGUCUCCAUACAUGCCAGCGAUGGACACAAAAUUUGCUUGGAUUUUACAUCUAAGGUCAUUGACUUUUUCGUAACAUAUAAAAAUAAUAGUGAUGACGUCGAAGUGCUAAUUGUCCUACUUGAAGAGGAACUAUGCGCAUACGAUCUCACUGAAUCUAAUAUUUCUGCAAUCAAAGCGCCGUAUCUUCAUUCGGUGCAUGCAUCAGCGGUAACAUGUAAUUACUUAGCUUCACAAGUAACACAGUCAGUAUACGAUAAUAUUUUACGAGCGGGCGAUGAGCAAGACAUUGACUACAGCAAUAUUGACUGGCCUAUUACUGGCGGUUUACUUUCGGCAGAUUUGGAAGAAUCUGAUGAAGAGGACACUGAAAAAUUGUAUGAGAUUUUGUUGACUGGACACGAAGAUGGUUCUGUUAAAUUUUGGGAUUGUACUGGAGUAUUGCUUAAACCAAUUUAUAACUUUAAAACGGGAAGCAUAUUUGGAAGUGAACAUGACUUCCGGGAUGAAGCGGCUGCAGACGUAAGUGCAGAACAACUAGAUGAAGGAGAACCGCCAUUUAGAAAGGCUGGUCUAUUCGAUCCAUACUCUGAUGAUCCUCGCUUAGCAGUAAAGAAAAUAGCAUUUUGCCCAAAUACCGGAAAGCUCAUUGUUGGUGGAACAGCGGGCCAAAUAAUUAUAGCCGAAUUUCAAGAGACUUUCGAAAAAUCGUCUUUAAAAUAUAGCUCUAUGAACAUGGUCAGCGAUCGAGAUGGGUUUGUGUGGAAGGGUCACGAUCAAUUAAACGUGCGCUCAAACUUAUUGGAAGGUGACACGAGUCCUAUAGCUGAAAAUGGCGUACAAAUAACCGGGGUUCUGCAAGUCUUGCCUCCAGCCAGCAUUACAUGCAUGGCACUUGAAGCGAACUGGGGCCUUGUAUCCGGAGGAACUGCGCACGGUCUGGUCCUGUUUGACUUUAAGAACUUUGUCCCAGUGUUUCAUCGAUGUACAUUAAAUCCGAAUGAUCUCACUGGAGCGGGCGAGCAGCUGUCUCGACGCAAGUCAUUUAAAAAAUCAUUGCGGGAGUCAUUUAGAAAACUUCGAAAGGGUCGAUCGACACGAAACAACCCCAGCAAUCAGGUGCCGACUACUCUGGAAGCACGACCAGUUGAGAGGCAAAUAGAGGCCCGAUGCGCUGACGACGGACUAGGAUCAAUGGUGCGAUGUUUACUGUUUGCCAAAACUUAUGUUACUAAUGUCAACAUAACAUCCCCAACUUUAUGGUCAGCCACAAAUGCCAGUACCGUCUCGGUUUUCCUGUUGCAUUUACCCCCAGCUCAGACCGCAGCAACUGCCGUACCAUCGGCAAGUGGCAAUGCUGCACCACAGACGCCACGUCGCAUUUCUGCUCAGCUUGCGAAAGAAAUUCAACUAAAGCAUCGUGCUCCUGUGGUUGGUAUUUCCAUCUUUGAUCAGGCUGGUACUCCUGUUGAUCAGUUACACGCUGGAGAAAACGGUAGCCCACCGCAUCGUCUUCUUAUUGCUUCUGAAGAACAAUUUAAAGUGUUUUCUCUUCCGCAACUCAAGCCGAUAAAUAAGUAUAAACUUACAGCUAACGAGGGAGCUCGAAUUCGUCGAAUCCACUUUGGAUCGUUUCGUUGUCGCAUAUCGCCUGAGUUAAUACAAAACCUGCAUGGUGGUAGCCCCACUAAGUCCACACGAUCGCAUGGCGAUGGAGAAGGGUCUGCAAACAUUAGUGCGAACUUGAGUGCUAGUCGUGGAGAUGUGUAUCACGAAAUUGCUCUGAUCUGCUUGACAAACAUGGGCGAUAUCAUGGUUUUGUCAGUCCCUGAAUUAAAGAGACAGCUAAACGCUGCUGCAGUGCGUCGCGAAGAUAUUAAUGGAAUUUCUUCACUUUGCUUUACCAACUCUGGUGAAGCUUUGUACAUGAUGUCAUCUUCAGAAUUGCAACGCAUUGCUCUAGCCAAGUCCAAAGUUGUCCAACCCACCGGAAUUGUUAAAGUAGAGCCUUUGGAAGCCCAAGAAUCAACUCUGGAAGAAGAAGAAGAAGAAGAAAGUGAUAAAGAAGCGGCUUGUAAUGUGGAAGAUGCCAAUAUACUUGACAAUAAAAAAAAACAAACGGCUCCAGUGCGCGGUAAACCUGCAAACGAAAACUUAGACAGAAGUAGUCUUCAUCUAGCUAAUGGAAUUUGCAACAGCAAUUUACCCAAUUCGGCCAACGAGACUAUCAGCAGCUCCAUUGGUGACAUCACCGUAGACUCGGUGCGUGACCAUUUAAAUCUUACAACAACCACUUUGUGUUCUACGACCACAGAGGAGACUGUGGGUCGUCUAUCAGUUCUAAGCACGCAAACAAACAAAGCAACUACUACCGUAAACAUGGACGACAUUCAGGAUAUAAACAUUUCCAAUUUAGGGGAAAUGGCAUCAAAAAGCAGCCAAACAACGGAAUCGAGUACUAGCUCUGUAGUAAUAAAAUCUGUUAUAACAACCAUAUCACAUGAAAAGACAAACGGCGAAGGCGAAAUUAAUACGACGAAAAAAACUGUUCCCGAAGAAAGCCAGUUUUAAGAUUAAACAGACAUAAGCGGUUAAAAUAAUAGCACAAAUAGCUAAAUAUAAACAUUUUAAACUA